Molecule: messenger RNA, 542 nt
Organism: Jatropha curcas
Lineage: Eukaryota; Viridiplantae; Streptophyta; Magnoliopsida; Malpighiales; Euphorbiaceae
Biological process (GO): positive regulation of cell population proliferation; positive regulation of gene expression; cell differentiation
Molecular function (GO): growth factor activity
Source: RefSeq, a predicted model, not a curated record
CCCAAAAGAAGAACAAGGAAGACAAGCAUGGCGUCCACAAGGUUUAUUAGCUUUCUACUUAUAAUCUUCAUUGUGCUACAUUAUGUAAGGAACUCCAGUGCGCUAAUGACCCGCCAAGGUGCUGCUGCUACCAUGGAUGGAGUUAGCAAAACAAGGCUUGGAGGAAGGAAAGUGAUAAAGCUGAAAAGGGUUUUGAUAAGGAAAGAGGAAGCUUUCAAUAAAGAAGAAGUAAAGAUUUCAGGUGCAACUAAAUUUGUAGGAAGUUAUUGUAACUAUAGAUCAUCAAAAUGUAAAUUGAUGAGCAAUAGAGGAAGCUCUCAUGGAAAUUUGAAAGACAAGAGGGAAGUAUUUACUGCUUUCAGCUCCGAUUAUCACGUGCCAAAAUCUCACCCUCCUAAGAAUAACUGAGCAAGAAGAAGAAGAAGAAGAAGAAGAAGAUUACUGAAUUGAAGCACUAGCUACUUCACAAAAGAUAGCCAUGUAUAUGUGGUGUCUUUUGUACAAUUUUGGUUUCUCCAUAUAUGUUUGUUCUCUUAAUUUGU